This is a messenger RNA of Conger conger (European conger), 2141 nucleotides long. RefSeq names its product syndecan 3 (gene sdc3). NCBI's taxonomy places the organism in Eukaryota, Metazoa, Chordata, Actinopteri, Anguilliformes, Congridae. The record is from RefSeq and is a predicted model, not a curated record. Gene Ontology annotation, biological process: cell migration. The transcript is spliced from 5 exons. Gene Ontology annotation, cellular component: cell surface; membrane. Bases 626 to 2107 code for a protein of 493 amino acids.
GCGCGCGUCGGCUACGCUUAGCCUAUACAUCAGCUUUCAUUGAACCCUGAUACUGACACGGGGAAACCGGGGAAAGGGAACUGGCUUUCUCACUGGAGCUGAGCCGAUCUGCAGGGGGCAUCCUCGCCUGCCAGUGGAAUCACUCUCGUACACCGCGUCUCUCCCAAGCUGUGCAAUAGAACCAUACGGCAUUUCCUGCACACGCUAGCACUCGCGUUUAGGCGGAUAGAGAGGGGGAGGAGAGUGAGCAGAAGGGAGUGCGAGAGAGAGAGAGAGAGUUAAGCGCAGGGAGCGAGUGAGGUCUUGUGUCUCCCUUGCCGAUAGUAAAUCUAUCUGGUAGCCUACUGAACGCACAUUGGGGUAUGAGAAAGGGAUUGGGGAAACAAUAGAACGCACGGACCCUUUUAUUCUGCGUUCGAACCAAGAAAAGGCAGCCCGAUUGUGGCUUGGAGAGGGAUUAAGUGUGUUCUCAAAUCAGUAUAAAACGGAUGUAUGCUCCAGAGGAGAGCGAGGACUGAAGUUGGAUUCUGAAACGAGAAGAGGAAAAACGUUUUUAUUUGUUUCAGCAACACGCAUAACAAGGUGAAGGUGCGACCUCUGUGCCGCCGGUCGCGUUUGGAGCACCAUGAUUCUGCCUUGUUGGAUGGCGUUGGCAUUACUCCCGUCGCUACUGGGGGAGACUGCACUGGGCCAAAGAUGGACUCCCUCCCUAGAGAAGAGGAGACCGGUCGACAUGGAGGGAUCAAGCAACGAUGAAUUCUUCGACGAUGAGGACCUCUUCUCAGGAUCAGGCUCAGGCUUUCCAGAGACGGAGGUGAGGCCCACAGGUGUGGGAGUUACCUUCGUCACAGAAGAGCCCCUCCCUCUGUCCACCACCCAGGCCACCUCUCCCGCCCCCUCUGCUCCGCCCGCCGCCGAGCCCAGCAACACUCCCGUCUGGAGCCCGAGUGGGGAGAGCGAAGGAACGUGGGAGCUGGAGAAAGAAAGAGAGGCAGAGAGAGAAAGGGAAAAAGAGCUAGAAAGAGAGAGGGAACGGGAGAAGGAGAGAGAACGGGAGAAGGAGAGAGAACGGGAGAAGGAGAGAGAACGAGAGAAAGAGAGAGAACGAGAGAAAGAGAGGGAACGAGAGAGGGACAGGGAACGGGAGAGGGAGAGAGACCGAGAGAGGGAGAGGGAGAGAGAAAGGGAGAGGGAGAGAGAAAGGGAAAGGGAGAGGGAGAGGGAGAGGGACCGAGAGAGAGAGAGGGAGAGAGAACGAGAGAGAGACAGGGCCUUAGUUCCACUGGCCACGGACUCUCCGAGAUCCCCGGCUGCAGUCCCCAUGGCCACUACCAGCUCUGCGACUACUCCAGCGCAGAGCUCGGUGCCCCCUAGCAGUGUGGAGGACUUCAGCACCAUCACAGAGGAAGAGGAGGAGGAGGAGGAGCCGGAUGUGUUCAUCCCCGUGGGUCCAGCAGAGCCAGUCCCCACCAGCCGAAUCGAGUCCACCGCAGCGAUCGCCACUUCCACCACACCUGCCCCGACACCCACCCCAGCCACCACCACAAGUACCCCAGCACCCUCUACAGCCCCCACCACUACCCCCACCACUGCGAAAGCCAGAGCCACUCCUCCCACCGCUGACCCGCUGCGGCCACGCGCCCCGAAGACCACGCCCAGCCCGGCCGCGCCCACGGAGACCAGCACGCGUCUGCAGAUGACGUCCACGGUGCAGCCUCGUACCUCGGAAGAGGGGCUCAACAAUGAGGUGGCUGGUCCCAGCGGAGACUUUGAGAUCCGGGAGGAGGAUGCUCGCACAGUCAAUGAGGUGGGGCGAGGGGGCAAGGGCAUGGUCGACACGGGGGCGGAGCCAGAUCUGAUUGGCAACACGGUGGAUACAGGGAGCUCUGCUGCCCAACUGCCCCAGAAGAACAUCCUGGAGAGGAAGGAGGUGCUGAUAGCGGUGAUAGUCGGGGGCGUAGUGGGAGCGCUCUUCGCUGCCUUCCUGGUCAUGCUCCUGGUUUAUCGCAUGAAGAAGAAGGACGAGGGGAGCUACACUCUGGAGGAACCCAAGCAGGCCACCGUCACCUAUCAGAAACCCGACAAGCAGGAGGAAUUCUAUGCAUAACGCACGCGGACCCCCCACCCCCCACCUCCAUCUC